GACGUUUACUCGGUUAGUUUAGUUUGAGGCUCGUGCGUAUUUAUUUUCUCAUUGCGUUACGUUUACAUGUACAUAUAAAUAUAUAAUAUAGGUAGUCAUAUAGAACCAUGUGGUUUUUACAAAAACAAUUUUUUUCAAUUUUAAUUUUUUUACUUCUGUCAGAAUUGCAAGCUAAUUGUUGUAAUAUAAAUGAUAAAUCAUUUAUUUGCCUAUUUAAAGCAAAUGAAUCAAAAAACUGUGAUUGUGUAGAGGGAUAUCAAACUGAGGUUGAUUUAUUGUUUAAUGAUGUUCCUCAUGAUCUCCAUGAAAAGUUGUUGAUCGGGUCUUUAGCUGAUUUUACUGCUGAAGAAAUCAUUAAUUUGCCAACAAGUCUUAUAUAUUUUUUACCGAUAAAUAAAUUGGCUGUGUUAUCUGGUAAUCAUCUAGCAUCUCUUAUAAUUGCACACGACGAUCAUACGCCGAUAGCUAAGAAGAUUCUUCAAUCUAUUAAAACUGAUCAACAACGCAUUGAGUUCUUAAAUUUUUUAGUUACAAAGGUGAUAACAAAUAAUAAAAUACUAGAUUUAAUUGGUAAAACAGUUUAUAAAUGGAAUUAUGAUGUGAAAGAUGGCAAAUUUCAAAAAUUAUCAAAUAUAUGUGGCUAUGCUUUAGCUAGACUUUGGACACCAUAUGUCCUUACCACAAAUAAGACUAUUAGCACGCGACUGUUGACUCUGUUGGCUGAAGUAGAACAAAAGCAAAAACAAAGGAUAUUAUGCAAUAAAUAUGUACAAGUUAAUUGGAAAAAUUUACCUAAAAGUGUUAGAAGAUUAUGGUCUUUUUUGUCAGUCAAUCAAUCCUAUCCUAAUCCAUUAACUAAAUGGACAGUUCAACAAACAGCUCUACAAUAUACAUUUUUGUUACCAGAUUUUAAUAACAAUGAACUACUUUUAAUACCAUUUGAUGAAUUGUCUAAAAAUGCGCUAUAUGAUAUUGACUUUGAUAUUUCUCAAGCUCGAUUUUUAUUUUCAAUGUUAAUGGAAAAUAGCACUUUAAAAGAUGUGAAGAUACUAUAUCCAACAUUUUUUUCUAAAUUAUCACCAUUGCAAAUUGAUAAAUUUAAACCAGAAGAAUGGGCUAAUGAAACUGCAAAUUUGUCAUUUGAAAAAACACAUUUAAGUUAUUCAGCUGCUAAACAGAUAUUUAAUAAAAUUGCUAGUGAUCGAUUGUCAAAGAAACAUAUAAAUGGAUAUUAUAAAUGGACAUCUGAUGACCUACGACAUCUUCCAUUGAUAUACACCCAACCAGCUACUUCAUUCUUGAAGUUUUGUGCUACUCCACCAAGUAUUCAAUCAUUUAUUGCUGUUGAUUCUUAUAUGCUGACUAACAGACAAGCUUUUUAUCUAAGUGGUUGUAGUAGUAUAUUGUCAUUUCCUUCAAACGAUCCAAAACUUUUACUCGAUUUGAAAUAUAUGAUUAAUAAAGCAGUUCCUGUUUCUAGCCUAUUAUAUAUUAAUAAUGGAAAUAUAAAUUAUCCACUAAUGUCUCACUUGGUAUCUUUAAUCGAUAAUCAUAACUUGCCAAUGGCUUUUUAUCUUUUAAACAUAACAAAUCCAGUAAAACAAACCUGCUUCAUUAAAGAAAUGCUGAAAAAUAAAAAUAAUAUACUUUUUGAUCAAUUAGCCCCUUCGGAUAUACCAGGUCCUAUAUUUGAUGUCCUCAAACAAUUAUACUCAAACUAUACUGAUAGAAUAGAUAAAUUACCAAAGCAUAUACUUAAUGUAAUAUUAGAAAACAAUGAUUUACUUGUCAAAUGGACUGGUAAUGAUUCAGCAUUCACUAAAGGUCUUUAUAAUGGAUAUACGUGUAAUUUCAUAAGAAAAUUAAAUAGUGUAAACUUCAUUAUUCUAAUUUCAAAUUAUAAUGCAUAUCUAAAACAAAAUGGAAAAGUUUUUCCUAAAAACUUGCAAAUUUGUGUUGCCGAAGCAUUUAUUAAUUAUCUCAAGUUGAAAUCAAAAUUAACAGCAAACUUGGAUAUUCACUUAGAUGCAUGGGAAGUUGAAGCAGUGCAAGGAUUUGUGUUGACAACUCUUCCCAUUGAUGUUAUUGUAAAUUCAAAUUUGAGUGAUAAUAUAUUAUAUUCUAUUGGACAAUUAAGUUUCCCUGAACUAAUGAUUGCAUCUCAACCACAAAAACUGUCAUUAAUGGUUGACAAAUAUAUCACAAAUAUUCUUGAAAAUAGGCCAACCUUAAGUUAUGAGCAUUUACAUAUACUAGGAAAUUUAAUUCAUUUUAUUCCUACAACAUACUUGAGUGUAAUAGAUGAACAAGCAUUUAAAUUCAUGGUGGAAAGUGGUUUAAUUGAUACCAGAAUUUGUGUUGAUUCAAUAGCAAAAGAAAAAUGGGCCGAUUUAUUAAUAAAAGCUUUUGGAAAUGUUGAAAAUUGGUCAAGUGAUACUUUAGUAACAUUGUCUGAUCUUCUUAUUGUAUUAAACCAGGAUCAAUUAAAUGCUAUACCAGAUAUGUCACGUUUAAAUUCUUCAGAUAUAAUACUGACUAGAUAUUCUGAUGAAAUUGAAUUUUUAUCUGAUAAUAUUCCUUUUUACAAGGGUUGCGUAUUAAUUUUGGGUGAUCAGUAUAAGGAUUUUACUAAUUCCUUAUCAACUCUUAUCAAUUUCUACUUAACUUCGAUGCAGAUUCAAUUGCAAAUGAUCAGUCCAAUUAAUUAUAACCUAAACGACCAAAACAAAAAAAUUAUAUCGUCAGAAGUCAAAGGAAAAAUUUACAAACCAAAUGUCUUAAUUUCAUUACCAAAGUCUGAUGAUAUAGAUAAAUUAUCACCAAAAAACAAUAUGUUUAACAAAUAUUUUGGGGGUAAAGAAAAACAAGAUGUUAAUAAUUCUCUUAAUAUAAAGAAAAAUAUUCAAGUUAAUACAACUCCCACUGAGGAAGAGAUCAUUAAUACAUUUACAGUCAAUCAACAAAUAUCAGUUACUAAAAAUUCAACAUUGAUCUUAGAUAUUGAAAAUUCUACUACUAGUAGUCCUAUAUUGUCUACUUUAAAUUCCUCAAGAUACGAUCAAAGCUUAAAAAAUAUAGGAAGUGAUCAGGAUAUUGAAAAACCAUUUAAUGAGACAUUUUUACCAUUACUUAGCACUACUAAUAAUCAUAAUAAAAUAUCAAAUAAUAAGAAUAGCACUGAGUACGAAAUACAAUUAGCAAUAGAUGAUUCUAAAUUAAUUAUUAAUGCUAUUCACUUACAAGGCGUUGUAGAAAAUAGAAAAAAGUUUCAUGAUGAUUUUAAAACGAAUGUCUAUAAUAUUACUUCAAAUCAAUCACUUUUAUCAGAAAUUGUUGAAAUAUCAACGAUGAGAAAUAACAAAAUAUUUAAAAUUAAUGGUCAACAAAAAAAAAGAUCUUUAAAACUAUUUUUUGAUACUGAGGUGCAAGUUAGUUGUGAAGCGUUAAAAAUGUUAGGACCAGCCUCAGUUACUUACCUUCAGUUUGACUCAAUUAUCCACUCUAUGAGUGAUGUGGAAUUAGAAAAUUGUGUUGAUUUAUUGGGUUCAUUUGACAUUAAUCCUGAAUUAGCAAGACAUAUUUGGUCUCGAACCAAAGAAAAGGCUGCUUUACACACAUAUGGUUCUGUUUUGUCGGGAUUAUCGGUAAAUGAUAUAAAGAUGCUAGACUUGAACAUUGAUAGACCUUGGUCAUUGGAAUUAAUACAUUUACUUUCAGAAUAUGUAAAAACUGAUAAAAUUGGUGAGGAGAUAAUAAAACAAUUUUUUACAAAAUCAAAAGCAAACAUGCCUUCGCAUUUGUGGGGAUCAUUUGGUUCAUUGAUAUGUAAAUUACCACCUCGUAUUUUCAAAAUAAUAAUGCCUAAUAAAGAAUUAUUCUGGAAAACAAGCUCAGCUUUUAAUACUAUAAAAUCUUGUGAUAUGUCUUGUAUAAACAAUUUAGCAUCAAUAGCAAUUUCUGUUAUUGGACAAUCAAAUACUUGGAAAACUGCUGAAGUGGAACGUAUGGGAAUUAUUCUUUCCGGAAUUAACAUCACUCAGUGGCAACUGUUAUUAAAUUUAAAUCCAAAAGCAUUAGAAGGGCUUUCUUCAAAUACUGUUAAAUGUCUCAAUGAACAACAAAUCAAGUUAAUGGAUGGAUCCCAUAUGAAAUAUUUAACACCUAAAUCUGCAAAUGCAUUACUGGAAAAUCAUUCUGAAUUAUUAGAUUUUCAAACAAAAGAAACACUAUUACAAUUAGUGAACUUUGAAAUUAAAAUAGACUAUAGUAUUAAUGUUUUUGAAAGUAGAAACGACUAUUCAAUUGAAAUGCAAGCUCAUUCUAAAGCUCCUGCAAUACAAGUGUUAUCUUUUUCAAUUUUAGGCGCUAUCAUUAUAGUAUUUUACUUAAAUAUUAUUGUUUAGUAUUGUGUAUUUAUAAUUAUUAUUGAGACAGUAGAAGUUUCUUUUUAGUUAUGUUUUUAUUAUUGGUGUAAAAUGUUUAAUGAAUUUUGUUUUAUGAUUUAAAGAUUUUUAUAUAAUAUAUUUUUUAUAGCAUUA
Rhopalosiphum padi (bird cherry-oat aphid) is the source of this 4538-nucleotide messenger RNA. RefSeq lists its product as uncharacterized. NCBI's taxonomy places the organism in Eukaryota, Metazoa, Arthropoda, Insecta, Hemiptera, Aphididae. The record is from RefSeq and is a predicted model, not a curated record. Gene Ontology annotation, biological process: cell-matrix adhesion. The transcript is spliced from 23 exons. Gene Ontology annotation, cellular component: cell surface. The coding region runs from base 108 to 4403 and encodes 1431 amino acids.